Blastocystis hominis is the source of this 443-nucleotide messenger RNA. RefSeq lists its product as hypothetical. Bases 1 to 393 code for a protein of 130 amino acids. The transcript is spliced from 2 exons. Lineage: Eukaryota; Bigyra; Opalinata; Blastocystidae. The record is from RefSeq and is a predicted model, not a curated record.
AUGCCAAAUCCAUGUAAUCAUAUUGUGAAUCGAAGAAGUGUCGUGCAUAAGAAGUGUUGUGUCUGCCAGCGUGUAAAGCAUAUUUCCGCUUUUACAAAAUCUGUAUUGAAUUAUUGUAAUUCGGUAUGUAACAUUUGUUCCCUUAAAAGCCUAUGUGAAGAGAAAUUGCAAAGUGAAUGGAGGUCACCUGAUACGAAAUUCAAAAUUGUUCCCGAUCUAGGAAAUUUGCUAGAUCAAGGCUCCACGGAUACUCAAGAAGAUGAUUCGCUGGAUGUGCCUCGCGCAAACUAUAUUGUUCCGUAUUCGAAAUGGAUACCAGUGAAAGAUUUUGAAUUUUGUAAAGAUCAUGAGCAAGUCAUUGUGGCUAAAGUAGUGGUAUCCUCAUACCUAUGAGAGACUCAUAGUUUUUUGCUUGAUUAUGAGUAACAACGCAUAUAUAUAUG